UCACCACGUUGCCGCUGAGCGGGGCGGGGGUCACUGAGCUGCAUGAGGCGCCUGCGGCGGGAGGUCGGGCGCUGAGCGGGGCCGGGCUCGUCCCAGCAUGGACAACAAGCCGCUGCUGCAGGACAGGCCCCCCGCCUACAGCCCGGCCGCGCACGACUACGGGCAGAGCAACUACGGCGCCAUCCCCGGCGCGCAGCCCGGCUUCCAGCCGCCGCCGCCCUACCCCUACCCCGCGGCAGGAUAUGGUGCUCCGUCAGGCCCGCCGCAGCAUAACUAUCCCAAUACGUACACCAUCAUUCAGCAGCCUGCUACCACCACCUCUGUUGUAGUAGUUGGAGGCUGUCCUGCCUGCAGAGUUGGGGUACUGGAGGAUACCUUCACCUGUCUCGGCGUCUUCUGUGCCAUCGUAUUCUUUCCAAUUGGAAUCCUGUUCUGUCUUGCACUAAGGCAGAGAAGAUGCCCAAAUUGUGGGGCUGCUUUUGGCUAAGGGAUCAAGAUGAAUCUAUUUCUGGAGGCCAGCCUUGUUAGAGUACUCUUUCUAAUGUAAAUGUCAUGUACAAUCACUUUAUUUGAUUAUGCUUCAGACCUGUUUUGUAAAGUGUGAAGAAAUUAGUUUUCUGCAUGUAAUUUAAAAUGUAAUCUUUUAUAAGCAUGUGUAUUGCAAAACAUGAAAACCCACCUUGUUUCCAUGUUAAUGGCACCUUUUGAAACUUAAAUAAAAUAGCUUUUCUUUUUGCAAUCUUCAAUGUGUGGCUAAACCAAAUCUCAUAUUUGAAGUUAUAUCAUUAUCUGCUGGUUUUGCCUUUGCACCUUGAACAAAAUACCUUUAAACAAAUGAAGAAAAAAACCCAAAGUUUGCCACUUAGCAUCAUUCUUAAAUAACCAGGGCUGAUUAAAAGUCUGCUCUCCUGGUAUACACACACGCAAAUACAUGUGAAAUACUAGAAGCUUAAGUAACAAAUACUUAUUUUUGAGAUUUGAACUAGUGAUGCUACUUAAUUACAUGAAGACAGAGUAAUGGGGGAUUGGUUACCAGCAAGAAUCCAGAUUUUAAAAUUGGAAUGAGAAUAAAGUGUCUUGUUGUCUUUG
Molecule: messenger RNA, 1089 nt
Organism: Gavialis gangeticus (Gharial)
Lineage: Eukaryota; Metazoa; Chordata; Crocodylia; Gavialidae
Gene: BRI3
Product: brain protein I3
Exons: 3
Coding region: 98-487 (129 amino acids)
Source: RefSeq, a predicted model, not a curated record